Vitis riparia (riverbank grape) is the source of this 1568-nucleotide messenger RNA. Its product is annotated as GDSL esterase/lipase EXL3-like. Bases 49 to 1209 code for a protein of 386 amino acids. NCBI's taxonomy places the organism in Eukaryota, Viridiplantae, Streptophyta, Magnoliopsida, Vitales, Vitaceae. Gene Ontology annotation, molecular function: hydrolase activity, acting on ester bonds. Gene Ontology annotation, cellular component: extracellular region. The transcript is spliced from 4 exons. The record is from RefSeq and is a predicted model, not a curated record.
UAGGCUUUUUAGCUUAGACAGGGUUCCAAACCCAAGGAGCGGAUCAAAAUGCUUUCUUCGUCUCCUUCUUCUUCCACUAUUCCACUCUUUGUUUCCGUUUUUAUUAUUUUAUGCAGCACAGAAGCCCUGGUAAAGCUACCAGAUAAUGAAACAGUUCCAGCUCUGAUAGUUUUCGGAGAUUCGAUAGUGGACCCUGGCAAUAACAACGAUCUUGUUAGUGUGGCUAAGUGCAAUUUUCCACCCUAUGGGAGGGACUUCAAUGGGGGAAUUCCGACCGGAAGAUUUAGCAAUGGCAAAAUUCCUUCCGACUUCAUUGCCGAAGAGUUGGGAAUCAAAAAGCUAUUGCCGGCAUAUUUAGACCCAGCUCUUCAGCCUAGCGAUCUCCUCACUGGAGUAAGCUUCGCUUCAGGUGCUUCAGGAUAUGACCCUCUAACACCUAAGAUUUCGUCGGUUUUUUCACUGUCGGAUCAAUUAGAACAGUUCAAAGAGUAUAUAGGAAAGUUGACAGCCAUGGUUGGAGAACAAAGAACAAACACCAUUUUAAGCAAAAGCCUAUUUUUAGUGGUACAAAGCAGUAACGACAUUGCCACUACAUAUUUCGACAUACGGAAAGUGCAGUAUGAUUUUGCUUCUUAUGCAGAUCUUCUGGUAACCUGGGCUUCUUCUUUCGUUAAGGAAUUGUAUGGAUUGGGGGCACGAAGAAUAGCUGUUUUCAGUGCACCUCCGUUAGGAUGCCUGCCAUCACAGAGAAGCUUAGCAGGAGGGAUACAAAGAGAGUGUGUAGAGAAGUACAACGAAGCAUCCAAGUUAUUCAACACUAAGCUCUCAUCUGGAUUGGAUUCUCUCAACACCAACUUUCCCCUUGCAAAGUUUGUGUAUAUUGAUAUUUAUAACCCCUUGCUUGAUAUCAUCCAAAACCCUCAAAAAUCAGGUAAUACUUCUUGUUUUGUUCUGUUUGAUUUUUGGUUUUCUUUCAUGGGUGUGGGAAAAGCUUUCUUCCUCUUAAUUGUUUCAGGAUUUGAAGUAGUGAAUAAAGGAUGCUGUGGCACGGGGCUAAUAGAGGUUGCAGUGCUAUGUAACCAAUUUAAUCCGUUUACUUGUAAUGAUGUUACCAAGUAUGUAUUUUGGGACAGUUAUCAUCCAACUGAACGAGUGUACAAGAUUCUAAUUGGUGAGAUCAUCCAUGAAUACGUGGAUAGCUUCUUCUGAUCAGACUCAUUUCUCUUUCAUCAACAACCCACAUGCCAACCUCAUCCACUGCCUUAAUUAUUUGUAGUGGUGAAAUUGAAUACUAUCCUCCUGUCUUUGUGAUAAUCUUGUGUAUCAAUCUAUCCCAGUACAACAUAUUCAAUCACCCAAAGUAAUUUCAUGGGAAGAAAACCAAAUGGAAUGUGUUGUAAUGGAAAGGUUGCCUACUUUCUAUUUUGAAUCACCUGAUCAUCAGCUCUAUGCCCAGAAGAAAUUUUGAACCAGGGUAAAUAUUUGGUAAACUUGUCAAACUUGCAAGUUUGAGAUCUUAGCUUUGUAAAUUUUUUUAUGCAGAACCAAUUAAUGUUUUACAUGUGGGG